Molecule: messenger RNA, 980 nt
Organism: Aspergillus novofumigatus IBT 16806
Lineage: Eukaryota; Fungi; Ascomycota; Eurotiomycetes; Eurotiales; Aspergillaceae
Product: aldo/keto reductase
Exons: 6
Coding region: 6-980 (324 amino acids)
Cellular component (GO): cytosol
Molecular function (GO): aldose reductase (NADPH) activity
Source: RefSeq, a predicted model, not a curated record
GCAAAAUGGCUCUACCUGCAUCCUAUCCCCUAAAAACAGGCCACAGCAUUCCAGCCAUCGGCCUCGGAACAUGGCAGUCCAAGCCCAACGAGGUCAAAGAGGCCGUCUGCACAGCUUUAAAAGCCGGGUACCGCCACAUCGACGCUGCUGCAGUCUACGGCAAUGAGAAGGAGGUCGGAGAGGGAAUUAAACUAUCUGGUGUUCCCCGAGAAGAGAUCUUCAUCACCAGUAAAUUAUGGAACACACAUCACGAACCCGAACACGUGGAGGAGGCGCUCGAUCAAUCCCUCCGCGAUCUUCAGGUUGACUAUUUAGAUCUCUAUCUGAUCCAUUGGCCCGUUUCAUUUCGGUACUCGACGACGACGAUUCAGCCUGUGGACGCGGAAACCGGGCUGGUCGAUGUCAUUGACGUUCCGAUCAAGGAUACCUGGGCUGCGAUGGAGAAGCUCGUGGAGAAGGGGAAAGUGCGGUCCAUUGGAGUGAGCAAUUUUACUCGGCAGAGGAUUGAGGAGUUGAUGACUACGGCUCGGAUCCACCCGGCCGUCAACCAGAUCGAAGCACAUCCCUACCUCCAGCAGAGGGAUUUGCUCGAGUGGUCCAAGCAACAGGGAAUUGUGAUAACCGCUUACUCGCCCCUAGGGAACAACAUCUACAAUAUUCCUCGGGCUGUCGAUGAUCCAACCGUUAUCCAGGUUGCCAAAGAGCUAGGCAAAACACCCGCGCAGGUGUUGAUCAGCUGGGCCAUUCAACGCGGGACGUCGGUCGUGCCAAAGUCGGUGACCGCGGAGAGGAUUAAAAGUAAUCUCGAGGUGUUCGUCUUACCCGAGCAUGUCUUUGAGAGAAUCCAGGCGUUGGACCGCCACCAGCGGAUGAAUUUCCCGGCUAGACUGGGAGUCGAUAUCUUUGGGGAGGUGGGCGAGGAAUCAGCCAGGCAGAGUGCGUUGGAGUGGGCUAGACAGCAGAAGAUGCAGGCAAAGUAA